Messenger RNA from Gongylonema pulchrum, 291 nucleotides. NCBI's taxonomy places the organism in Eukaryota, Metazoa, Nematoda, Chromadorea, Rhabditida, Gongylonematidae. The record is from the annotation of a GenBank genome assembly.
AUGCUGCCCACUGGUCAUUCCGCUCACCGUCGUUCUCGUGGCCCUACGGUAGCAGACACGCAGUGUGCUGCAUUUGUGUUCACGGAAGUUGUUACAUUGCAGACGUGUCCGGAUGGCAAUGGUAUCUGCUGCUGUGUACCAGGCGCAAAGCCGACGACAGCGCCACCGCCACCACCGCCGCCGCCUUAUCCACCGUAUCAACCGCCAUCAUCUUCUUCGGUUCCGAGCAGAAGCACGUCACUGCUCGCGAGCAUCACGUUGCUACUACUCGUUUUUGUGAACGCUUUGUAA